Syngnathoides biaculeatus (alligator pipefish) is the source of this 896-nucleotide messenger RNA. RefSeq names its product zgc:153031. The coding region runs from base 208 to 816 and encodes 202 amino acids. Gene Ontology annotation, molecular function: dihydrofolate reductase activity; NADP binding. NCBI's taxonomy places the organism in Eukaryota, Metazoa, Chordata, Actinopteri, Syngnathiformes, Syngnathidae. Gene Ontology annotation, biological process: folic acid metabolic process; tetrahydrofolate biosynthetic process; glycine biosynthetic process. Gene Ontology annotation, cellular component: mitochondrion. The record is from RefSeq and is a predicted model, not a curated record. The transcript has 6 exons.
GUUGCCGCCCAGUGACGCUCGCAGAGGUGCGCCCCUAAAUAAGCGCAUGGAGCGCAUGCUCAAAGGCUGAUUUGCACCAGUUGCAUAAACGCACAGUUUGCGAAUCAACUCAAUAGCGAUCGAAGCUCGUUGGGCGGUGUCGGGAGUUGUCUCACACGGUAGAUACUUUCGCCUCUGGAUUGAGCUACUCCGUGGGACAUUGUGGAGAUGGAAGAAGGUCGCUUGGGCUUCCAGAAGAAACCCGUACGCGUCAUCGCAGCGGUGUGCAAAAACCGAGGCAUCGGGAAAAAUGGCACACUGCCCUGGAAUCUACCGUCUGAGUUCCAGUAUUUUCUCUGCAGUGUUACACGAGUUUCAAAACCAGGAAAGUUCAAUAUGUUGGUGUGGGGGAAACUGUGCUGGUACUCCAACCCCCAAUCUAUGUUCCCAAUGGCGAACACUUUGCAUGCAGUCCUGAGUAAAACAAUGGAGUCGGUCCCAGAUCACGCUCACUUCGUGUGUCAGGACCUGGAAAGUGCUCUCCUUUUGGCUGCAAAACAUCCGCUCGCAGAUUUGAUCGAGACCAUUUGGGUUGUUGGAGGCACUCGGGUUUACAAGGCUGCACUGGAGCAUUCCUGGUGUGAUUUGGUUUUCCUGACCGAUAUCAUGGCUGAAUUUGAGUGUGAUGUCUUCUUCCCCGAGAUGGAUGCACAAGUAUUCAAAAAACAGGAAAGAUUUCCUGGAGUACCAAGUGGAAUCCAAGAAGAGAACGGCAUUAAGUAUGAAUUCCAAGUAUUCAAGAAGGAAUAUACACAUGGAGGAAUGAAGAAAAUGUGACAAAUAAAUCACGAUGGUGAGGUUAACCGACCGUUUUAAAUAAUAUUGAACGUUUUUGUUAUGUUAUGGAAACUUUAAUA